UGCAAACGGCUGGAGCAGGAGCUUCAUCAUCUGAAAGAGCAGAACCAGACUUCAGCAAACAACACGAGACAUCUGACUGCUGAAAACAAUCAAGAACGUGCUCUGAAGGCAGAAUUGAUAGCCUUGCAACAAGAAAAAGAGGCUGCUCUUCAACAGUGCAAAAAAUUAGAAGAAGAAAUCCAGGCAUUGCAUGUUUAUUACAGCUUAUCCAAAUCUUUGUCUGAAGGAAUGAGUUUGCAGGACCAGCUUAACUGCAUUUACGGUACUUCUGAAGGUGGACUGCAAGGCAGAGCAGAUGUUGUGACCCUCACCUAUUGUCAGAUUGAAGAUCUGGCAGCUCAGCUGCAGCAAGCUCGAUCAGAGCAAAAGGACACAGAGCUGAAGUUCCAGAAGGCCUUGGAGGCUUCACAGGAGGCUAACGAAAAAGUUCAGAAGUAA
Molecule: messenger RNA, 438 nt
Organism: Nestor notabilis (Kea)
Lineage: Eukaryota; Metazoa; Chordata; Aves; Psittaciformes; Psittacidae
Product: mirror-image polydactyly gene 1 protein-like
Exons: 3
Source: RefSeq, a predicted model, not a curated record